AUGUCAGCCCGGACGUUCCGACGAGGUCAUGCAGCGAUGUACGGAGCCCUGCCCAGCACGCCCGUUUCGGAGAUUCGAACGCGUAAAUGGACAAAAGAGACCAAGACAGUGGGUCACCUGAGUAUCCCCAAGUGGGUUCCCGAUCAAGAGAACCCUACGGAAGCUCUUCAAAGGGGGGCGAGUAAGAAGCUGAAAGGACGCAAGCGGGGAGCCGGUGAAGGAGGGCGAAUGACGCGCAGCGUGCGACAGCAUCUGGACGCACCGUUGGAGCUGCUGUCUGAGUACCCCGUGCGCGUUCACCCACCACGGGCUCCGUCGUCACCUGCUGAAACGACAACGGUUGCAUCAUCCGAGAAGUCCAAGGUAGCUUCGUCUUUUGCUGAUAUGAUGCCAACGGAUGGUGCUUCGUUCCUUGGACCACAGGCAGCAGCUACUUGUGCAGUCUCAGUUGCUGUCCAAGGACCCGCCGAGGUGAAACACACGGAGACUGCGCUUAUUGUUAAGGAAACUACGCGAUCAAUGCAACCACUCGCUAAUAUCGUGGAGAAAGCAUCAACUGCUGCUUCGGCAACAAAUGCAUCUUCUGACUCGACGAUGCAGGAUAUGUCAGUGAUGCCCCCAGUGUCGAACCAAUUGAUUACUGAUGUACCAUCAGAUGAACAACUGGAGAUGGUGCUGGACGAUCUACCCAUGCUCGAUGCAGACGACGCUUUCGAUUUGGAUGCCUUAGAUCCUGCUUUCUUGCCGGCUCCUAUACCCUCAGUGCUAUCCGCGACGAACGUUCUGCAUUCUGGUGGUAUAAGUUCGAAACAGCAGUCGACUGAGGACUCAUCAGCCUCGAUCAGUGAAGACGAUGCGUCGGUGAACUCGGGCUCGUCAAUGCCGUCAUAUUCCCCACAGUCGUCGCCUAGAGUGAUGUCUCGCUCACCGUCGCCGUAA
This is a messenger RNA of Peronospora matthiolae, 939 nucleotides long. The record is from the annotation of a GenBank genome assembly. NCBI's taxonomy places the organism in Eukaryota, Oomycota, Peronosporomycetes, Peronosporales, Peronosporaceae.